Amphimedon queenslandica is the source of this 1331-nucleotide messenger RNA. Its product is annotated as ubiquitin carboxyl-terminal hydrolase 47-like. The transcript is spliced from 13 exons. NCBI's taxonomy places the organism in Eukaryota, Metazoa, Porifera, Demospongiae, Haplosclerida, Niphatidae. The coding region runs from base 1 to 1236 and encodes 411 amino acids. The record is from RefSeq and is a predicted model, not a curated record.
AUGAAUCAAUCCUUUGAUCUUGAUGAAUAUCAGUAUCAAACUAUUGGACAGAUUAUGAGUGUCACUAGAUAUCUUCAAGUAUUUUUAGAAACUCGUAUUAAUCUAGAGGUAUCAGUGGUUGAUCUGUCAACUGUUGAAGUAGUACCAGCUGAACCAGUGAGAGGAGAGCUAGGUUGGACUGAUGGAGAAUUAAAACAACAUAUAGGAGAAGAAUUUAGUAUCAAUCCAUCAUGUAUGAGAAUAGUAGUGGAGGAGUAUAAUUACAUAAACAAUGUUACUUCAGUCCAUGAUGUUAGUAUUGUAGGAGAGAUACAGGUACAAGUUAGUAACAGUAUAACAUUAGAUCAGUUGAAGGAGGAGCUAGUUCCACUGAUUGGUGUACCACCUACUGGUUUUAGAGUGUAUGAAAUCAAAAAAUAUGACCGACGAUAUGACAGUGAUGAUGAAGAAUAUGAACUGGGAGGACUGGAUGAGAUAUUAAUGAAUAUUGGUAUUAAAUCUGGGUCAGAGUUGAUAGUAAGACUGGGUAGAACAGUAUUACAAGAAGGAGAGAAAAGAAUUAAAUUAUAUUUAUUACAAGUUAACAAUACUGAGUUUUGUACUUUUAUGAUGGAGUCUAUUUAUGCUGAGGGUUAUACACAAGUGAGAGAGUUUAAGAGACAAAUUAUUGAAGAAGCAAAAGAGCAAGGAAUUGACUGUGUCCUUGAAUUAGACAAAAUGAGAUUACGUGACAAGAAGGGAGUGUCCCCUGGUAGAGUAUAUCUUCAUGAUGAGUUGAUUGAUACUUAUAGUACAUACAAGUAUAGUAAGGAAAUGUAUGUGGAACCAUUGAAAGGACCAGAGAAGAUGAAGCAUUAUACACAGAUGCAGGUGUAUGUUAUAAGAUGGCGUCCAUCACAAUGUUCAGUUGAUCCAAUAGAAGAAAUUAUACUGGAUAAGAGAUAUGAUCCUAAGGAUUUUAUUGGAAAGCUGUCAGAGUUAAGUGGAAUUCCUUUUUAUAAUAUCUAUUAUACAGAGAGUAAAUCAUUUCCAGUUAUGAUAUCAUGUCUUGAUAUUGAGAAUGAGUUGAGAUGGUAUUCCAUCAAUUUAGACAGAUAUUACUCAUUAAGACUAUAUGAUGACGGACGUGUCAUAUAUUACAAAGACAAAAGAGAGACAAUGAAAGAGUUAACAGAUGAAGAGAGAUAUGAAAUAGAAGUGGCAGAGGAAGCAAGGUUGGAGAGGAUUAGGGACUGACUGAAUGGAUUGGUUUAAUUUUUUUAGUGUCAUAUUAAUUUUAUACUUGUAUAAUUUUGUAUUGCAACCCUGCCAAAAUUACUUGCUAUAUGUAA